Messenger RNA from Lichtheimia ornata, 1254 nucleotides. RefSeq lists its product as uncharacterized. The transcript is spliced from 4 exons. The record is from RefSeq and is a predicted model, not a curated record. Gene Ontology annotation, biological process: ubiquitin-dependent endocytosis. Bases 1 to 1254 code for a protein of 417 amino acids. Gene Ontology annotation, cellular component: cytoplasm; plasma membrane; cytosol. Gene Ontology annotation, molecular function: protein-macromolecule adaptor activity; ubiquitin protein ligase binding. Lineage: Eukaryota; Fungi; Mucoromycota; Mucoromycetes; Mucorales; Lichtheimiaceae.
AUGCCACUUGUGCACGGAUCAUACUUUGCCGUCAACCUUGAAUCAGAUCAUAUCAUCUUACAUGGUGCUCCCGAAGAAUCGGCCGGUGUUAUUCUACGAGGAUCCGUGGUACUGAACUGCAACGAAGCAACCAAAAUCAAGUCGCUAACACUCAAACUUGAAGGCAAGACAAAGGUCAAUUGGACUGAAGGACAUGGAUCACAUCAACGCCAUUACAAACAUGAAAAGACCAUCAUUGAGCACACAUGGACAUUCAUGGAAUUGAGACGUAAACCACAUCAGCUAUCAGAAGGCCGAUACAAGUGGGAUUUUGAAUUACCCCUUCCAGGAGACCUUCCAGGCACUGUACAGCAUGACUUGGGUCAAGUGUAUUAUCGAUUGAAGGCUGUAGCUGAACGACCUGCCUUUUCCAUGAAUUACGUUGCCAAGCGUAAUUUGACCAUCACUCGCCUUAUGCUUCCAUCAUCACUUGAAUUCAGCCAAUCGGUUGUCAUUUCCAAUGAGUGGACUGGAAAGAUUUCCUACAACAUCAGCAUCCCAAGAAAGGUCUACAGCUGUGGCACAUCCAUUCCCAUCACCUUUGACUUGGUACCUAUUGCACCUGGAUUAUCAGUGAGAGCCAUUGCAUGCCAUCUCAAAGAGUAUGCCGUAUUGAGCACUCAAGAGCACAGCCGAACCGAAGGACGUGUUAUUAAGACUUUGCGAGAUGCUCGAUUUUCUGGUCGACAAGAUCGAUGGAUUAGAACGGAGGUCUUAUACGUCCCCAGCCAAGAGAAUCGUCGCAUCCAAUCCGAUACUUGCAGCGAUCUCAUCAGAAUUAAGCAUAAGCUUAAAUUCACCGUAUGCCUUGUAAACGAGGAUGGUCACAUUUCUGAAUUACGAGCAGCCGUUCCCAUCAUUCUUGCCUCUGUGGCACCUGAAGAAGAUGCAAACGAAUUACCGGCAUACGAGGAUGCUUGGAAAUCUUUACCCUAUGAUCCCAAUACCAUCGCAGCGCUGAUUUCAUCCGGUGACUUGUCGGCAUCGGGAUUUUCAAGACCAUCCACUCAACUUUUCAAUGACGCUGGAAGUACAAGUGGUAGCAGCAGCAGUGAAGAUGAAGGCCCAGCACCUUGGGAAGGAUUUGACUUGACACGAGUGCCAUCGUAUUCAACAGCCUUACGCACGGGUCGUCAACAUAGCUUCAGUGGCCCAUCUUUGCCUCCGUAUGAAUCCCUUGUUUCUGUUACUCCAGCCGGUAACACAGUCGCAUGA